GAUUGCCCAUUUAUCCACUUGGCCCCGGUUUAGAUUGCAAUUGCAUUUCACAGACUGUAAUUCUCGGCCUCUUCUGUCAAUACAGCGAAAGUGCAUGUCGUAAGCGUAAGCAACAUAACUCCAUUAAAGAAGAUGUUGUAAUAAUUAGAGGAGGAGGCGAAUCAAACUGACCGAUAAAAUCAAGUCUUAGAAAUGGAAACGGAGACCCGAUUGGUGCGAAUUUGCAUCGAAGCAGCGUGUGAAACCAGAGAAUCUGUGGAGAAAUGGAGGAGGCAACGACGGACUCUCGAGCGCAUCCCUUCGCCUCUUGCUGACGCUAUGCUUCGCCGCCUCCUCCAUCGCCGCCUUCUUUUCCCUUCUUUGCUCGAAGUUUUCAAACAAAGCGUAGAGGUGGUUGAUCUGAGAGGUGAAAACGCUGUGGAUGCAGAGUGGUUAGCAUAUUUGGGAGCGUUUCGUUACUUGCGCUCCUUGAAUCUUGCCGAUUGCCGUAAAAUUAAUGGCUCGGCGCUUUGGGCUUUAACUGGGAUGACUAGUUUGAGGGAAUUGGACCUAUCCAGAUGUGCUAAGGUUGCUGAUGCUGGCAUUAAGCAUCUUCUAUCAAUUUCGACAUUGGAAAUACUCCGUAUCUCAGAAACAGGUCUAACGGCAGAUGGGGUUACACUUCUAUCCUUGCUUAGAAACUUAUCUGUCUUGGACUUGGGUGGCUUGCCUGUCACUGAUACAGCACUGAGUUCUCUCCAGGUGCUGAAAAAGCUAGAGUACCUUGACCUCUGGGGAAGUAACAUUUCUAACAAAGGGUCCACUGUUCUCCAACUGUUUCCCAAGCUGAGCUUUCUUAAUCUAGCCUGGACUAGUGUUACCAGGUUGCCAAAUUUGUCAUCUCUUGAAUGCUUAAACUUGAGCAACUGUGUGAUUGAGUCUGUAUUUGAAGGUGAUGGUAAUAAAGCUCCUUUAACUAAACUUAUAUACUCAGGAGCAACAUUUGCAAAUGAAGCUGAUGUGUUUUUACAUAUAGAACCUAGUUUUCUAUCUUUCUUGGAUGUAUCCAAUUCAUCCCUUCAGGGAUUCUAUUUCUUACCUUGCAUGAAAAUGCUGGAACACUUGGAUCUUAGCUCUAGCAUGAUGGGAGAUGAUUCAGUUGAAUUCAUUGCAUGUAUUGGAGCCAAUUUAAGAAAUUUAAAUCUCAGCAAAACAAGAGUUACCACUGCUGGAGUAUCAAUAUUAGCUCAACAUGUCCCCAAGCUUGAAUCUUUAUCACUAUCUCAUGCUCCAGUUGAUGAUUUGGCCAUCACAUAUAUUGGCACAAUACCUUCACUCAAGGUUGUUGACUUGAGCAAUACAAACAUUACAGGUUUCAUUCAACAGGUAGGGGAAGAGACAAAUUAUAUUCCUUCUCUGACGGCUUUGCAGAGACUCAAUUGUUUGCAGAGUUUGAAUCUGGAGCAUACCCAAGUCAUGGAUGUGGCCCUAGACCCUGUAUCAAGUUUUCAAGAGUUGAGCCACUUAUCUCUUAAAAGUGCUUCCCUUACAGAUGCAGCACUUUACAAUAUGUCGCCUCUGUCGAAGUUGACAAAUCUUGCCAUUUGUGAUGCUGUGUUGACCAAUUCUGCGCUAGAUUUAUUCAGACCCCCAGUAUCUCUGAAAAUGUUAGACCUGAGAGGUUGUUGGCUCUUGAAUAAGGAAGCCAUCUCAUCAUUCUGUAAGAAACAUCCCCUUGUUGAAGUGAGGCAUGAACUCCUUGGUGUGUCUCCAUCAGACCAAGGUAGCUGCGACCGUUCUUCCCCAUCACAAAUUUUUUUGAAACCUUCACAGAUGCACCGAAAGCAGGGAAAGAUGCCCAUGUCUGAGUAUUUUAUAGAUCAAAGACUGAAGUAUAACAGAGAGGAGUUACUUUCAUUACGAUAUCAAUCUUUAUCACAUGGUUCUGCUCCUGACAGAGGUCUUGUGAUGCCUAAGAUGCAGCCUGAUGAAAAGGAUAAAUUGCCGCUGGGCUAGUAGUCCAAUGAUUAGCUACUCACUUGUAGUGUAGUCAUUAGAGCAAUCUCACCCUUACCCCCAACCAAAAAUAAUUUGUAUGUCCAUUCAUGUUUUAAUUCACAAAAGAUUGUGAUGAUGAUGAUUGUAAAAAAUUGAAAAACUGUUUAACAAAAACGAGUUAUUUUUGGCA
Hevea brasiliensis (rubber tree) is the source of this 2167-nucleotide messenger RNA. RefSeq names its product LRR receptor-like serine/threonine-protein kinase GHR1. Bases 193 to 1995 code for a protein of 600 amino acids. NCBI's taxonomy places the organism in Eukaryota, Viridiplantae, Streptophyta, Magnoliopsida, Malpighiales, Euphorbiaceae. The transcript is spliced from 6 exons. The record is from RefSeq and is a predicted model, not a curated record. Gene Ontology annotation, molecular function: protein binding.